GUCUGAAGUACAAGUUGGAGAAGACCUGAUGACAAUCAAGGAAAUGUGCAGGGAAAUUGUGUAUUUAUUUCAUUUUAUUAUAUUUAGGUAAAAUGGGCCGAUGGUCUACGGGUAAGAGGCGGGGUAUAUCCCAGACAGGUCGCCAGUCCAUCACAGGACAACACAGAUACACACAGGACAAACAACCAUGCACACAUCCAUUCACACCUAAGGGCAAUUUAGAGAGGCCAGUUAACCUAAUACACAUGCUUCUGGACUGUGGGGAAAAGCCAGAGUACCCAGAGAGAACUCAAGCAUGCUCAAGGAGAACCCCAGCGCUAAGUCAGAAUCAGGAUCUUCUCGUUGCAAGGUAAAAGUGCUACUCACUGCUCCACCAUGCAGCCAUUACAUUAUAUUAUAUAUAGAAAAGCUUCUGCAUAGAAUUUGAAAAUUUCCCAUGUGCAUUUGUGGGUUCUCUCUGGGUACUCCUGUUUCUUCUCUUAGUCGAAAAACUUUAAAGAUUAAUUGGUCUCUCUGGUGACCUGUCCAGGGUGUACACUUUACCUCAACCACCCAAUUUACUUGAGUGACGUAUAGUAUACAUAUAUAUGCAAAACCAUAAUGAAAAAAAAAUAUUACAUUGUAUUGUAUAAUGCAAACAACGCUAUAGCUUGAAUUGAGUGGGGGUGGAAUUUGAUAAGUGGCUUUUUCAUUCCACUCCCAAUAUACCCGUGUACAUGUUGUCUUUAAGAAUGAUUUUGCUUGUAUACUUUUUUUAAUAAAGUAAAAAACUAAAACAAUAAACAAAAGAAACAAACAAAAAUUGUUGAAUUGCAACAUGUUAAGGCGUAUUUAAUAGUUUCUCCUGGUCCAUGAUUUUAAAACUGUAUGUUUUCUUGUUUUUUUCUCUUCUUGUAUGUAGUCUCAUGAUAUUUUAAUUCCGUUUUGGAGGUGUGAAUAAUGAUCGACAACAAGACAAACAUGCCAAUAAAUCCCUUGCCCUUGUCUUUGUCCGAUUUCACAGAAGUAUGACACAAAAUAAAAAUCACCUGGGACACCGAGUACACACAUUUGUGCCAAAAAUAUUAAGCCCAGCUUUCAUUUAAAAAAUGCCCUGACAGUAAACUUUUCUAUUUUCUGAACGGAGAACAUUAAACACAAAUAAAUAUUCCCAGCUGUUCAUAAGAUAUUUCUUCACCUGAAGCAAUACUUUUACAGAAUUGCCUCAGUUCUACUUCUAACGGAGCAACACUAGGGGGAGCUAAGCAGCCGUAAAGAGGCAGCUGGCUACAGAAAGCUGCAAAUUCUAGGUGGUGCGGUGGCCCACACUUAUCUGCUCGAGAUAUGAAAAUGAAUUAAUAAAUAAAUAAAUAAAAUCUAGCCUACGUAAAGUUGGCGCGCAUUGCUUGUUUCUGAAUGGAUCAGGGCGUAUAAAAACAUGUCACUACUACUAGAACACUCCUGUGCCAGUGGUGCGCACUAAACUGUUUCUCUGGCACAGUAAAGGGGAGCUGUAUUUGAAUACAACGCACAGCUUAUAUUUUCAGUCCUAAGCCCUCCCCCUGAGAGGAGGAAGAACGCAAAGUUGGCACUUGGAUGAGACCUCUCUGCGUAAAAGGAGCGACCCUGGAUCGUGCAUUGCGCAGAAUCUCUGCUUGCUUACGAUUAAUUUACAGAAGAGAGGCGCAUCUCCAUCUCACAGAAUGCAAGAAUAGCGCGCUGAAGAGCGCUGCAUGGUUUUGGGCACGGAGGACAAAAAGUUGCGCAAAAAGCCCAGUCCUGCGCCAGGAGAACCCUAUUGUUGUCGGUUAGGCGAGUGGAAGGAUGUCGGCUCUACGGAGGAAAUUUGGCGAGGACUAUCAGGUGGUGAACACCAGCAGCAGCAUGACUUUUUCUGCGCAGGUGAAGAGGAAGCGGCAGCGCUUCGUGGAGAAGAACGGCCACUGCAACGUCCAGCACGGUAACCUUGGCGGAGAGACCAGCAGGUACCUGUCCGAUCUCUUCACCACGCUGGUAGAUCUUAAGUGGAGGUGGAACCUGCUCAUCUUCAUCCUCACCUACACGGUGGCGUGGCUGGUCAUGGCUUCGAUGUGGUGGGUGAUCGCGUACAUCCGCGGGGACCUGAGCAACACCGGCCACGACCCGUCCUACACGCCGUGCGUCGCCAACGUGUAUAACUUUCCCUCCGCGUUCCUGUUCUUCAUCGAGACCGAGGCGACAAUCGGAUAUGGCUCCCGCUACAUCACCGAAAAGUGCCCAGAGGGCAUCAUCCUCUUCCUUUUCCAGUCCCUGCUGGGUUCCAUCGUGGACGCCUUCCUGAUCGGUUGCAUGUUCAUCAAGAUGUCGCAGCCGAAGAAGCGCGCAGAGACGCUCAUGUUCAGCCAGGACGCCGUCAUUUCGCAGCGGGACGGAAAGUUGUGCCUCAUGUUUCGAGUGGGAAACCUGCGGAACAGCCACAUGGUGUCCGCGCAGAUCAGGUGCAAACUCAUUAAGUCUAGACAGACCCCAGAGGGAGAGUUCCUGCCCCUGGACCAGUGCGAGCUGGAUGUUGGUUUUGGCACGGGGGCGGACCAGCUUUUCUUGGUGUCACCUCUCACCAUCUGCCACGAGAUCAACACUAAGAGCCCAUUCUUUGAUCUCUCCCAGCGCUCGCUCAUGAACGAGCAGUUUGAGAUAGUAGUUAUUCUAGAGGGCAUUGUGGAAACCACAGGUAUGACAUGCCAGGCAAGAACAUCUUACACUGAGGAUGAAGUCUUGUGGGGCCAUCGGUUUCUCCCUGUCAUGUCUCUAGAAGAAGGAUUUUUCAGAGUAGACUACUCCCAAUUCCACAACACCUUUGAGGUCCCCACACCUCCCUACAGUGCCAAAGAGCAGGAGGAGAAAUCCUCUCUGACGUCACCGACUUCCAUACCCAUUGCUCCCUCUCUCCCUUCCCCUCCAAUGGGUAACAGAGUGGGCCGCCGGGAAAGGCUCCUGUCGGCCGAUCACGCAGAGCACCCAGAGGACCAGGCCUCCAGGUUGCCCAGCAAACUCCAGCGGAUGAGCUCCACCAAGGAGGAGCAUCUGUGGAGGGCGCUGAAAACAGGGACGGCAUUACCUGGGGGUAAAGCCUCCAGCACAGGAGACCUUUCGCUCAGUAUCCAGCGGCUCAGGUCCAGCUCCAUCCCCGCCGUGAGGCAAGGACAGCCUGAGGAGCAAGUCAAGCUCCUGUCCCUUGAUUUUAAUGCUGAGGAAGGGGAUCAGGUGAAACACAGACAGCCAGCAGCAAUUAGCACCAUCACCGCUGCAACACCAGCCCCAGUCCAAUUCCCCCUGGUGGGGAGUCGGCCAGAGGACAAUUUACCCCCAAAACUGCGCAAAAUGAACGCUGAUCGCUGAUAAAAACUCUAAAAACUCAAACAGUCUUGAAGGACAUUGCAUAAAAUCAAAGACUACUGUGACCUAGGUUUUCUCCCCCCUCUGCAGUUUUGGUUCUUUACAAUUCUUACAAUUCUUUACAAUUUACCAAUUGACAAUUUGGUUCUUUUCGAUUGCCACAAAUAGGAAGAUGCCAAUAAGCCAUCCAUCCGCUCAAACUGUGAGUCAGUUUUGAUAGAUCACCAUCUGUGCCCCCCCACAGACUUCUAACACUUAUCUCUGUGUGCUAUUUUAUGUUCUACACAGUUACAUAAAAUGCUCUAUUAUCUUAGUUAGCUGGUGCACCCUUUUCUAACUGAAAAAGCAACAAAGUGAUGAGUAAAUAAGCAGAACUGACCAUUUGCUAAACCUUCCCCCAAACCACUAGCUGACCAGACACACCUUAGCAAAAUAAAAAAGGAAAACGAUAAAGAAGCUAAUUAGAAGUUUUUUGUAAUUUUGUUAUUGAAGUUCUGAUUAAUUAAUUGAUUCAGUAUUUAUUUGCAAUGUUGUUUUUAUAUUAACUGACAUUUUUUGUUUUUCUGCAUUUAGCCUUUAGAGUUAGCCUUUCUCAGGAUUAUAUAUGUAGCCAUUACUGGUUGUACUCAUGAGUAUUUAUGAGCUACACCUUCAGAGAAGACCAGGAGAAACUAUAACUUGAUUGUUGAGUUGUUGGUUUUAUUGCGAAGUAGGGAUGAAUAAGACUCAAUAUGCUUGAUCAACUUGGUCUUUCUACUUGGCCUGUAGGGCCAAACAUUUGCUCUAAAUGGCAGCCCUACUCCAGAAAAGAAGUUUAGCCACUGUUUUCACCUCUUGUCAUGAUCCUAACUUUGCAACAGGAAAUAUUAAUCAUUCAGGGUUAACAUAAAAAACUGGUUGCCAUGGCUCACUAUUUUCUUUAACUGUCAUUAUUCACCAGGGUUAGGUGUUUGAGUUUCUUUUUUGUCUGUUUCUCUGCACUUUCUUGUUUAUGUCUUAUCUUUAGUUGCUGCUGUUCUAGUUCAUUCAUUAGGUUCUUGGUUCAUUAUUGUGUUUUGUUACAUCUAGAUAUUUGUUACUUCCCUGGAUAUCUCUGUGUUCCUGCUCAUCUGUGUUGAUUAGCAUCUCUUCUUCUGCUGGUCUGCAUUCUCCCUGCCAUAGCUGCUCCAUAUUUCAUCUGAUUAGCUGUUCUGGUUCAUUAAUCAUUUCUCCAGCCUGCCUCUGAAUAUAACCCGUUUGGUCUUCAUUGUUCUUUACUGGAUUCAACUGUUGGCUUACCUGCUCGAUGUCUGUUGCUUCCAUGCUAGUUACUCUGCCUCUGCUCUGUGUCUUACUUUUCCCUGUAAGGUACCAGUUUUCAUUAAAACAUUUCUUCUCACCAUGCUCUGACGCUCCUACUUGCACUUUGGUCCCCUGAACAACCAGCACUAACACAUUUCUGUCACAUUAGGACUUUUUCAAUGUCUUCUCAUACUGUGAAAGUUACACCCUGAGUGGUUAGCGUUAAAUUAAAGUCAAGAGCAGUAUGUCAUCCCUUCACAGCCCAUUACAUGCCAUGAAACUCACAACUCAUAAAUGCAUAAUGGGACUCAGUAUGUGCAAAUUAUAUUUAAUAAAACCAGCUAUAAUUAAAUUGCAUUUUUUGAAAUGGAAAAAAGUUUUCAAAUCUGCUGCCAUAAUUGCUGCAAACUGCACAUUCACAGUAUAGACUGGUACUAGAUUGAGAGAGGUAUGACAUGAGUGACUCACUGUUAAGUUGCUUACUAAAUCAGAUAGUUUUACUCUUCCAUCUCCAGAAAAGAGCAAAACAAUUAAGCUAUAAAAGAAUAAGUUGGGGUACUUUACUCAUUGUUAAUAUAAAAAUAUAGUAACUACUGUACUUUUAUAUAUGGUGCAUAUUAUUAUAUGAAGAACUCAGCUCUUCUGAGUUACAGGUGGAAUAAACCAGCUGGAAUGCCUACUGAAUUGGGAAUUGUGCUUUGGAAUAUUGGAGGUCCCUGAGCUACCUGGAGUUCAAAAUACAUUUUGCAGGAAAUGUCAGCCAUAUCUAAUUAUUCCAGUGGCAUUCAUAGGAAUGUACAAGCCCUAUUUGUGAGCAUGUUCCUUUAGAGUUUGAAUGCACAGGCUGUAAAUGGACAGGAAUACAACAUUAUUGUCUUGCAUUGCUAACAGUUGUUAGCCAUCCACAGCAAUUAGCAAAUCCUGCUGGUUUUGUGAUUUGCAACUAGAAAACUUCCAACUCAGGUGUCGUCUCAUUCUUAGAUCCGAGACCCGACUUCUGAGUAAGCACAGCAUAGGAUUAUAGGCAUAUUUGUGACCUAGCUCUGUUAACAUUUUCUUUUAUUUUGGCUCACAGGUUCUAAAAGUUUAAAUACUGGUUUCGACCUUUUAAUGUGUAAACUGAAAGCUGUUCCUAUCAAUACAUUUUGGUGGUUUCAAGGUUCAUUGGCUGGUAAAUUAGAAAAAAAAUAAAUUUUGGCUGAGAUUCUUUAAACUUUGGCACUAUUUUCUAUAUUUCUACAAACACUCUUCUGCUUAGACAUGAUUUUGAAACAUAUUCGGGUAACCUGUCAACAGCAAAACAUUUGAAACAGAUGGGGGAGCAAGGUUUAGCAUAUGGUCAGUCAUUUUGAUUUGGUUCAGAACUUACUGAUAAAAUAUCAGGUCAAGUCGGACACAUAUGCUUAAAAUAUUAAUCACUUUUUCUCUUUGUAUGUUAUUUUCAGUCUUGAUUUAAGCUGUUUGCUAUGUUUGAAUAACUCAAAUUUUUUGACGCAGUCCAUCACCUUGGUAGCAUGGUUGAAUACAUUGUGGAAAAUAAGUAUCCGAUUCCCUGCUGAUUUUCUAAGUUUGUUUUCUUUCAAAUAAAAGCAUAGUCUCUA
This is a messenger RNA of Girardinichthys multiradiatus, 6236 nucleotides long. Its product is annotated as G protein-activated inward rectifier potassium channel 1-like. NCBI's taxonomy places the organism in Eukaryota, Metazoa, Chordata, Actinopteri, Cyprinodontiformes, Goodeidae. Bases 1804 to 3357 code for a protein of 517 amino acids. Gene Ontology annotation, molecular function: G-protein activated inward rectifier potassium channel activity. The transcript is spliced from 3 exons. Gene Ontology annotation, cellular component: plasma membrane. The record is from RefSeq and is a predicted model, not a curated record. Gene Ontology annotation, biological process: potassium ion import across plasma membrane; regulation of monoatomic ion transmembrane transport.